This is a messenger RNA of Larimichthys crocea (large yellow croaker), 4818 nucleotides long. Its product is annotated as NACHT, LRR and PYD domains-containing protein 12. The transcript has 13 exons. The coding region runs from base 206 to 3670 and encodes 1154 amino acids. The record is from RefSeq and is a predicted model, not a curated record. Gene Ontology annotation, molecular function: protein binding. NCBI's taxonomy places the organism in Eukaryota, Metazoa, Chordata, Actinopteri, Sciaenidae.
CGUCCUCCGUCAGACAGCGUGACUAUCGCAACACCGGUUCAUUUUGCUGUAAAUGUCUCCGAGCGGUAGACUACAAGGAAAUGGGAUAAACGCAAUGCUUUUAGUGAUCCCAUCGUGACCCUGAUGAGGAAAAGCGGUUGCAGAUAAUUGGUGGAUGGUUUUAGUGAGUGUCGCUAACUGAUGGCUUAUAAGGAGUCAGCGGUCGAUGGCAGGUAGACCAGACAUGAGUGUCUGUGGGAAGGACGAAGAGGGCAGAGCAGCGUCUCCAGUAUCCAGCUGCCUGUCUCUGAAGAGUGACAAAUCCAAAGAGAUUCCUCUUUUGUUCAGCAAUGAACAUGGACGUUUGCACACACAACCAAAGAUGAGGAACGAGGAGGGCAGAGCAGAGUCUCCAGUAUCCAGCUGUCUGUCCCUGAAGAGUGACCAGUCCAAAGAGAAUCCUCUUUUGUUCAGCAAUGAACAUGGAUGUUUGCACACAAAACCACAGAUGAGGAACGAGGAGGGCAGAGCAGAGUCUUCAGUAUCCAGCUGUCUGUCCUUGAAGAGUGACCAGUCCAAAGAGAAUCCUCUCAUGUUCAGUAAUGAUCCUGGGCCAUUCAACACAAAAGAAAGAAAAAGGACAAGUGGUGUUAUUCAGGACCAGCCUUCAUGCUGUACUUUAUGCCAGGAGGUGCUGAGGGAUCCAUGGUCUACCAGCUGUGGACAUUGCAGGCAAUGCUUUGCAUGUUGCCAGUGUGGGAAAAGAUCCAGAAAAACUCCUGAACUACAGAUGCCCAGUCAAAAAUGCACUGAACCAAUUUCUGCCUGCAGUCUGCAGGAGGUCGUAGACAAUCACAAGAUGAGUCUCAGAAGAAGAUGUGAAUUUGCAAUAGAAGGAACUGCUGAAGCAGAACCUCAAACCCACCUGAAUAGGAUCUACACUGAGCUUUACAUCACUGAAGGGCAAUGUGAAAGCAUUAAUAUCCAACAUGAAGUAUGGCAACUUGAGACAGUUUCCAAAAUGGAGACCCUGCACGGCACUCCAGUCAAAUGCCAUGAUAUCUUUAAGAUCCACCCUGGCCAAAAGAGAUUCAUCAGACUAGUUUUGACUAAUGGCAUUGCCGGCAUCGGAAAAACCUUCUCAGUGCAGAAGUUCACUCUUGACUGGGCAGAUGGUUUGGAAAAUCAAGAUGUCAGCCUUGUGGUUCUGCUUUCUUUCCGGGAGAUGAACUUGAUUAAAGAGGAGCAGUAUAGUCUUCUGAGGCUGCUUCAUGAUUUUCAUCCAACACUACAAAUGGUCACAGCAGAAAGCCUUGCUCUCUGUAAAGUUUUGUUCAUCUUUGAUGGCCUGGAUGAAAGCAGGCUUUUGUUGGAUUUUCUGAACAAUGAAGUUGUAUCUGAUGUCACCCAGACGUCAUCAGUCAAUGUGCUGUUGACAAACCUCAUCAAGGGAAAUCUGCUUCCCUUAGCUCUCCUUUGGAUAACUUCCAGACCUGCAGCAGCCCAUCAGAUCCCUCCUUCGUAUAUUGAUAGGGUAACAGAAGUGCGAGGAUUCACUGACCCUCAGAAGGAGGAGUACUUCAGGAGGAGAUUCAACAAUGAGUCAGUGAACGGCGAAAUCAUCUCACAUAUCAAGGCAUCCAGGAGCCUCCACAUUAUGUGUCACAUCCCUGUUUUCUGUUGGAUCACUGCUACAGUUCUGGAGCACAUGUUGACUACGUCCAAAAAAGAGCUUCCCAAGACUUUAACUGAGAUGUACUCACACUUUCUGCUGGUUCAGUUCAAGAGGAAGGCACAGAAGUAUGAUAAGGAGCAUGAAAUGAUCCAACAGGAGCUGUUGCAGACUGACACAGAAGAUCUUCUGAAAUUGGGAAGACUUGCGUUCGAACAUCUGGAAAAAGGGAACAUCAUGUUCUACCAAGAAGACUUGGAGCGAUGUGGUCUUGAUGUCAAACAAGCAUUAGUUUUCUCAGGACUGUGCACAGAGAUCUUCAGACAAGAGUGUGUACUGUUUCAAAAAAUGAUUUACUGCUUUGUUCAUUUAAGUAUUCAGGAGUUCCUUGCUGCUGUCUACAUGGUCCACUGUUACCUGAACAAGGACAUAGAAGUUCUGGUGACAUUCUUGGAAGAGGACUGGGAUAGAAAUAGCAGUGACUCAGGUCUGGAUAACUUCCUCAGCAAAGUUGUGAACAAAUCUCUGAACAGUGGAAAUGGACACCUGGACCUCUUUGUGCGCUUCCUUCAUGGCCUGUUAUUGGAGUCCAACCGUCGUCUUUUAGGAGAUCUGUUAGGUUGGAGAGCAUGCAGUCCAGAAAGCAUCCAGAGAGCAAUAGAGAACCUGAAGAAGACGAAUGCUUAUGAUAUCUCUCCUGACAGAAGCAUCAACAUCUUCCACUGUUUGAUGGAGAUGAACGACCACUCAGUGCACCAGGAGAUCCAAGAGUACCUGCAGUCAGACAGCAGAUCUGAGAAGAAACUCACUAAGACUCAUUGCUCAGCUCUUGCCUACAUGCUGCAGAUGUCAGAAGAGGUUCUAGAUGUGUUGGACCUGAAGAAGUACAACUCAUCAGGUGAUGGGAGACGGAGAUUGCUCCCAGCUGUGAGAAACUGCAGAGAAGCUCAACUCUCUGGCUGUGGACUCUCCGAGUGGCAUUGUGAAGUUCUGUCCUCAGCUCUGAUGUCCAACCCGUCCCAUCUGCGAGUGCUGGAUCUAAGUGAAAAUGACUAUCUGCUGGAUUCAGGGGUGAAGUUACUGUCUGUCGGACUGAAGAGUCCAAACUGUAGACUGAAGAUUCUCAGACUGAAGGGUUGCAGUUUGUCCGAAAGUUGCUGUGAUUCUCUGGCAUCAGCGCUGAAGACCGCCUCUUCCCAUUUGAAAGAGCUGGACUUAAGUAACAACAACUAUCUUAAGGAUUCAGGACUGAAGAUGCUGUCUACUGGACUAGAAAGUUCAAACUGUAGACUAGAGACUCUGAGAUUAAGUUGCUGCAGGCUGUCAGAGAGCGGUUGUGCACAUCUGGCAUCAGCUAUGAAGUCCAACCCCUCCCACAUGAGAGAGCUAGACCUGAGUAAAAACAAACUGAAGGAUUCAGGUGGAAAUCUGCUGUUUACUGCACUGGAGAAUCCUCAGUGUAAACUGAAGUUUCUGAGGGUUGAUAGAUGUGGGCUUACGGAAAACUGCUGUGCUGAUUUGGCCUCGGCUCUCAAGUCCAACCCCUCCAGCCUGAGAGAGCUGGAAAUGAGUAAUAAUGAUCUGCAGGAUCCAGGAGUGAAGCUGCUGUGUGCAGCACUGGAGAGUCCACAUUGUGGACUUGAAGCUCUGAGAUUGAGGGGAUGCUGGUUGUCAGAGAGUUGUUGUGCUUCUCUGGCUUCAGCCUUAAUGUCCAACCCUUCCAGCUUGAGAGAGCUUGACCUGAGUGAAAAUGAUCUACAGGAUUCAGGAGUGAAGCUGCUGUCUGCUGGAUUGGAGAGUCAAUAUUGUAGGCUAGAGACACUGAGGUUGAAACACUGUCGGGUCACUGAUGAAGGCUGCGCUUUCCUGGCAUCAGCUUUGAAGUCCAACCCAUCUUAUCUGCAAGAGCUGGACCUGAGUAAGAACAAUCUGCAGGAAUCAGGAGUGAAGCUGCUGUCUAAUGCCCGGGAUAGUCCACACUGCAGACUAGAGACUCUCAGAAUGGAAGAAAUGGCAUAAAAGGGAGUCCGUUCAUCUGCAUUUCAUCACUGACCAUCACUGUGUUGCUGGCUCUGUGCUGUUUACAUCCCUGAAACACUCCAGUUGUUUCUCAGUACAGCCAAAGAUAGGGCUCCUAACAAGGGCGUUUUUUUUUUCUAUUUAAGCACUUGCUGCAAAAAUGUUUCUUCAUCAGCCAGAAAAUUUUACUGAUUUUGACCGGACUGCCCAAAUGUUUUCAGUCUAGUAACUGUUCCUCCUCUUAUUUUUUCCCCCUAUUUUUCAUGCUUUUUUGAUUAUAAUGUGUACAGAAUGCCUAAACAACAUGUAUAAACAUAGUUACCUUAGAUACGUUACCAGGUCUGUUCAGAAAUUGUGAAAGCAAUUGUUUUAAGGUUUUGGGAAAUGUGCUUGCUUAAUAUCGUAGAGUUGGCUAGAUGAGAAGAAUGAUAUUAGCUUAGCUUUCCACAAAUCGCACAUGACCUCCCUUGUAAAACAGCUAAUUGUUGUUAACCUUUGCUUUUUUUGUUAUAGACUGAACAAAUAAGAUAGAAUGUGUUAAUUAGUGAACUUCAGAGGUGCUGAUGACUGGAUUUGGUUACCACUGGAUUGAAAAUGUCUAGAUAGCUUACGAUUAGGAGUUUGUUAAAACUGAGUUUGCCUGUUUUAGUUUUUUUUUAUUGAUGCCAAUGUGGAAUUAAUAUGUAUAUGUAUAACCUGAGUGUCAGAGGCAUUAACAGAAAACACUGUUAUCCCUUAAGCACUAUCUACCUACCUACAUACUAAAUGUAUCAAGUCAGCUGUACUCUAUUUGUAACAUUAACAUGCCUGCAUCUAUAACCUGACAAGACAAAAAGUAAUCCUUUUUUAAAGAAUACAAACAAAUGUAUAAAUAACUAUAUUUUUUGGGUUAGGGGUUACACACAUUUCCUUUUACUUUUGGACUGAUGUACCAUAUUUGUUCUUUUUAAUUAUACUCUUGGUGUAACACAGUGUCAGUAUUUUGCCUGUUUGAUGUUUUGUUAAGCUGCAGGAGAAAAGUUAUAAGGAACUAUGAUAUUAUAUUACCUUACAUUACCUCAUGAUUCAACAUGUAUAUACAGAUUUGGAAAGGUCACCACUCUUAUUCAGGUUUUUAUAUUGCAAUAAUAAAGGAGUCUGUGAAGGUU